This is a messenger RNA of Cladophialophora immunda, 1149 nucleotides long. RefSeq lists its product as uncharacterized. The transcript has 6 exons. Gene Ontology annotation, cellular component: nuclear chromosome. Gene Ontology annotation, biological process: reciprocal meiotic recombination; meiotic DNA double-strand break formation; meiotic DNA double-strand break processing. Gene Ontology annotation, molecular function: DNA topoisomerase type II (double strand cut, ATP-hydrolyzing) activity; DNA binding; ATP binding. The record is from RefSeq and is a predicted model, not a curated record. Bases 1 to 1149 code for a protein of 382 amino acids. NCBI's taxonomy places the organism in Eukaryota, Fungi, Ascomycota, Eurotiomycetes, Chaetothyriales, Herpotrichiellaceae.
AUGGAUUCAUCUCAGCAUUCUCCAUUCGAUCGAUCGUCGCAGUCGACCGGAGUUCACAUCAGCGCUGCCAACCAGCUCGUCCUUGACUACAUCGAGGCCACCUUCAAUGCCAUUAUACAAGAGAUCAGAGAGCCAUCGGGCCAUGGCAAGCCGGUCAUUGCAUUGAAUAGGAUAGUGGCUGUGAGACCUUCCUUUGACGAAGGUGAACCAAGCCGCUUGAAUUGGCACGUUAAAUCUCGAAAAGUCAAAUAUCACUUUCCGGGCCAGAGCACGGCCGAAGCGUGGAGAUUCGCAUGUGUUGGGCGAAUCUUGCGUGAGAUAUUGGUUGCAAUCAAGCAAGGUAUCACAAUCACAAAGAGGGACAUUUAUUAUCACGAUGUGGCUCUUUUCAAGAAGCAAGAGACCGUGGAUCGAUACAUCGACGACAUUGCCCACACUUGCCAGGUGACGAGACGAGAUCUUAACGUCGUUGCAAGCCCGAAAGGCCUCGUUGCCGGACUCUGUGACCCUGGAACUGGGGAGCAUGCACCAGUCAUCCAGACCAUCUGUGCGAACACUGCAUUUACCGCCAUAGGACAUGUCAACUGGAUCCUUAUCAUAGAGAAAGAAGCAACAUUCAAUGCUCUGACCGAAAGGAAAUUCCAUCGAAACCCAAUCGUUGGCCCAGGCCUUUUGGUUACCGCUAAGGGAUACCCCGACAUAGCCACUCGAUAUUUCCUACGCCGGCUUCUCGAUCACUCUCCAUCCUCCAUCCCAGUAUUUGGCUUGUUCGAUUGGGAUCCGGACGGGGUCGGAAUUUUGAAGUGCUAUCUAUAUGGAUCGAGGAAUUUGGCACAAGAGCAUGGUUGCAAUAUCCCAGAGAUGAGAUGGGUAGGCCUUAAGGCAGAAGAUGUUGCUUUGCAUCAAGCAAUUGGUAACCCCACGGUGCCGUUGUCGAGGCGUGACCGAAUGGCAGCCGUCGGAUUGCUGGCGAGCCAGGAAUGGCACGAUCAAACGGGUACAGUUCUGCCAGGUCUGCAAGAGGCGGUCACUGAAGUUCAGCGGAUGCUCAUGUUGAACCGAAAGGCCGAGAUUCAAAGCCUGGAUGAGGGGCAAGGUGGCCUUGAGGAUUGGUUGACAGGAAGACUGAGUCAACAGCUCUGUUUGUAG